Molecule: messenger RNA, 1443 nt
Organism: Lycium ferocissimum
Lineage: Eukaryota; Viridiplantae; Streptophyta; Magnoliopsida; Solanales; Solanaceae
Exons: 2
Coding region: 1-1443 (480 amino acids)
Source: RefSeq, a predicted model, not a curated record
AUGAUAUGGUUAAUGAUGCUUUUGGCAUACAGUCUGGGUUUGAACCUGAGCAACCUCCUUAAUGAAGAAGCAAUGCACUUCUAUCAAGAAUUAGAAAAGGCUAGUCGUCCACUUUGGGUAGGGAGUCAGCAUUCUAAGUUGUAUGUUGCAGUUAGAAUGAUUAAUAUCAAAUUAGAUUGGACUGUUGCUGAAGCUGCUAUGGACUCAAUGAUUAAGCUUGUGGGGGAACUAGUUACUCCGGAAUUCGACAUACCUAAGAGUUACUAUCAAGCAAAGAGAUUGGUUUCCAAAUUAGGAUUGUCGUAUGAUAUAAUUCAUUGUUUUCCAAACAGUUAUAUGUUGUUCUAUAAGCAAGAUGCCAAUUUAAAUGAAUGUAAAUUAUGUGGACAUGCGCAUUAUAGGUGGACACCUAGUGGGAAGAUGGUUCCAAUUAAGGCGAUGCAUUAUUUACCUAUUAUAUGUAGGUUAAAGAGGUUGUUUGCAUCGCUGAGUUCUACUCCUCACAUGAGAUGGCACAAUGAAAAUAGAAGGACACCUGGUGUUAUAUGUCAUCCAUCGGAUGAAGAAGUAUGGAAACAUUUUGAUAGAACUUAUCCUGAUUUUGCUAGUGAACCAAGAGCAAACCAUGGUGUCGGAGGUGUAGUGACAUAUGAUGUAUCAACUAAGAGCAAUUUCAAUAUGCAUGCUUCUUUGAUGUGGACUAUUAAUGAUUUUCCUACGUAUGGGAUGUUGUCUAGUUGGAUGACUGCUGCAAAGCUAGCUUGUCCUCAUUCCAUGGAAAAAAGUAAAGCAUUCACUUUAAAACAUGGCCACAAAAAUUCAUGGUUUGUUUGUCAUCUUCAGUUCUUGCCUAUGGAUCACGAAUUCCGAAAAAUGAAACAAGCAUUUAGAAAGAAUAAAACUGAAAAUGAUCCGCCACCUCGAGCAUUUUCAGGAGAGGAAAUUUGGGGGAGGGUUUGUCACUUGCUUAAGGUCACAGAAGUUACCCCUUCUAGACUACCUGGUUAUGGUGUUGAACCUAAUUGGACUAAACAGAGCAUAUUCUGGGAGUUACCGUAUUGGAAGGAUAAUCUUCUACGGCAUAAUCUUGAUGCGAUGCAUAUUGAAAAAAAUUACUUUGAUAAUUUGUUCAACACUGUUAUGGAUGUUAAAGGCAAGACAAAAGAUAACCAAAAAGCUAGAUUGGACUUAAAGGAAUAUUGUAGGCGCCCUGAAUUGAACUUGCAAGAGUUAGCGAAAAAUAAAGUGUUCAAGCCCAGGGCUAGUUUUUCAUUCACUAUGGAGGAGAAACGAGAGAUUUGUCAGCAGGUUAAGAAUUUGCGGAUGCCAGAGGGGUAUGCGUCCAAUUUUGACAAGCGUGCUGAUAUGAAUGAAGGAAAAUUGAUUGGUAUGAAAAGUCAUGAUUGCUAUGUUUUCAUGGAAACUUUGAUUCCUAUUGCAUAG